UGCCCGCCGGACCAAGUUAAGUGUGUUUACAUGCAGACACACUCGCUUCUGCUUGUAGAGGAGACGUGAAGCAGUCUCAGGACUCACAGCAGUAACAGCUACAGAGGCUGUCCGCUGGUGCCCUUUUAAUGUGACGAGUCUGUAUUUCGUUACGCGCGUAAAUGAAGGACACAGCUGCUGGGAUUCCCCGACUGAUGUUGUCCUGCACUUAUAUCAAAGAAGAACGGGAGGGGAAAAAAACACCAAACGAGGAAAAAAUGACAUGGGAGAAGCUGCUGCAGAGGAGGCUGCAUAAAAGUCAGACAAAACCUUAUCUGUGUGGACACUGCGACUGAAAGUUUAUCUGACAGACAACACUGUGAAGAGGAAAAGCUAACACACAAGCAUUUAAUACUGGCAACCUGAAAAAAAGCUUUGCUGAACAUGGUGUUUUAGUGCAAAUUUCUAUAUAUCUGCCAAAACCACAUGGACAUCCAACAAUUAUCUUCAAUCAGACUGGAUAAUUAGAAUAUUUCCUCGUCUGGUUUUGAUGUUGAUCAUGUAAGUGUACUGUUCUGGCUUUCCAAUAUCACCAAAGACAGGACGCACGGCCAAGUUUCAAUGCAAACCUCAAAUUAAAGGGCUUCACACAGACUUCAGAAUAGAUAAGAGAGACAACAAGCAAACCUGUGUAUCUGUCGUCAUCAUCUUCGUACAUGCAACUCCCCGCUUAGCUUUAUUGAAAAGGAGGAGCCCAUUAAAACAUUUGAUAGAUAGGAAGGCUUGGUCUGAAGGUGUUGCUGCCAGCUUGCUGCUGGUUGGAGAUGAGAUAAGAGCACUGGGGAGUGAGAAAAUAAGUGGCUGUCUGAUGGGAGCUGCAUGCAAAAUAGGAUUCGUCUGUCCUGCAGCUACACCAGUGAGGCGAAUCAAUAUUGGAGAGGAGAAAUGGACAAAUUAGUUGGUUUCAAUUACAUGAGCAUUGGUCGUGACCUGUGAACUGUUUGCUAAAGGUUGAUAUGAAAUAACAGGAUGGGAAAUGAAGAAAAAUACUGUCUUAUUUACUGAAAGGAGCAUAAAAGACAACUUUUUAUACUUUCUACAGCCAAAAGCACCAGUGCCACACAUGAGUACGGGCUUCUUCAGUGCCAUGCAUGACCUGAUCUGUGUGCUGUUUUAGAUUAUAGUGAUGCGGCUGCUCUAAACCUUCUAGAAACAAGGUUUUAAAAGGAGUAGAGGUGAGAUGGAGCUGGAUAAUAGCUCACUGGGCUACUUCGCCAGCAACUUCACAGUGAGUCCUGACACCACUACCAUUCCACCCUGGAGCGAGGCCACGCUACUCGGCCUGCAGGUCUCUCUGUCUGCGCUGUUAGCUAUCAUCACCUUGGCCACCGUGCUUUCAAACGCUUUCGUCAUCGCCACCAUCUUUCUGACCAGGAAGCUCCACACACCCGCCAACUUCCUGAUCGGCUCCCUGGCCGUCACAGACCUGCUGGUGUCUAUUUUAGUCAUGCCAAUUAGCAUCGUCUACACUGUCAGCAAGACCUGGACGCUGGGGCAGAUUGUUUGUGACAUCUGGCUGUCGUCUGAUAUCACCUUCUGCACGGCCUCCAUCUUGCACCUGUGUGUGAUCGCACUGGACCGCUACUGGGCCAUCACAGAUGCCCUGGAGUACUCAAAACGACGCACCAUGCGCAGGGCGGGGAUCAUGGUUGGGGUGGUGUGGGUGAUCUCCAUAUCGAUUUCUAUGCCUCCACUUUUCUGGCGGCAGGCCAAAGCCCAGGGGGAGCUCACAGAGUGCGUGGUGAAUACAGAUCAGAUCUCUUAUACCCUCUACUCCACCUUCGGCGCCUUCUACGUUCCCACAGUGCUUCUCAUCAUCCUCUACGGACGGAUCUAUGUUGCUGCCCGCUCCCGCAUCUUUAAGACGCCAUCGUCCUCGGGGAAACGUUUCACCACAGCACAGCUCAUCCAGACCUCUGCAGGCUCCUCUCUCUGUUCUCUUAAUUCUGCCUCCAACCAGGAAGCACACCUACACUCUGGCAACACGGGAGGUGGUGGAGGAGGAGGAGGGGGAGGAUCGCCUCUGUUCAUGAAUAGUGUGAAAGUGAAGCUAGCAGACAGCGUGCUGGAGAGGAAACGUCUGUGUGCAGCUCGGGAGAGGAAAGCAACCAAGACUUUGGGCAUCAUCCUGGGCGCUUUCAUCAUCUGCUGGCUCCCAUUCUUUGUUGGCACGCUCGUCAUGGCCAUCUGUAAAGAGUGCUGGUUCAAUCCGGUGCUUUUUGAUGUAUUUACCUGGCUGGGAUACCUGAACUCGCUCAUCAAUCCAGUAAUAUACACCGUGUUCAACGAUGAGUUCAAACAGGCUUUCCAGAAACUAAUCAAAUUCAGACGGUGCAUCUGAGAAACCUUACAGAGGAUUAAAACUGACCUCUCCAGGAAAACAUUGAGUGAAAGAGACAAAGAAAAACAAGAUAAUGGUAAACACAUGCUAUGUGUGAUAUGUUUUUGUUUUUUACAUCAUACAGCUCCAUGCAAUAUCUCUUUAGAUUCCUACAGUAUAUCGAUUUUAUAGACUUAUGCAUGCAUGCUUAAAAAGAAUAAAAAAUCUUUACCCCCAAGAAUUAUGGAACUCAUCUUCAAAACAUAAAUAAAGGGGAUUUGAAGUCUAUUUAAUGUCACAGGGACAAUGCUGAUAUUUCUUGAACAAAAGCAGAGAAAGACUGGUGUGACUGUAUGGAAAGAGUAAACUCAGAAUGACUGGAUUCAGUCCAGCAGCAAUGAAAAGCCAUGAAAUAUAUGUUGUCUUG
This is a messenger RNA of Xiphias gladius (swordfish), 2786 nucleotides long. RefSeq names its product 5-hydroxytryptamine (serotonin) receptor 1D, G protein-coupled (gene htr1d). The record is from RefSeq and is a predicted model, not a curated record. Gene Ontology annotation, biological process: vasoconstriction; smooth muscle contraction; regulation of behavior. Gene Ontology annotation, molecular function: G protein-coupled serotonin receptor activity; neurotransmitter receptor activity. The transcript is spliced from 2 exons. The coding region runs from base 1220 to 2380 and encodes 386 amino acids. Lineage: Eukaryota; Metazoa; Chordata; Actinopteri; Istiophoriformes; Xiphiidae. Gene Ontology annotation, cellular component: plasma membrane; dendrite.